Stegastes partitus (bicolor damselfish) is the source of this 2220-nucleotide messenger RNA. It is a transcript of the gene gcna, whose product is annotated as germ cell nuclear acidic peptidase. NCBI's taxonomy places the organism in Eukaryota, Metazoa, Chordata, Actinopteri, Pomacentridae. Gene Ontology annotation, cellular component: nucleus. The coding region runs from base 80 to 1849 and encodes 589 amino acids. The record is from RefSeq and is a predicted model, not a curated record. The transcript has 13 exons.
GAAUUUACCUUCAAUAGGUUCCGUCUGCUUCUUUUUCUUUUAUUUUUAUCAGCAGAGGCGUGUUCGGGUGGCGACAAGUAUGAGCCAUGAUACCUGCAAGUCGUUUGAAAGAGUUGCUAAAAAGAUGGGAUGGAUGGAUGAUGGAGGACUGGAUGCAGCAGAGAAAAAGUUGAUGAGUGUAAUUAGCAAGACUCGUCAUGCUGCCACCAGCGGCCAUCGAUCAGCCUCUGAGUCCAGACGCACGGUGGUGGGAGACUCCAGUGAUGAUGAAUUUGACCAGUUUCUUAUGGAAAGGUCUACACCCCAAGCUAAAGCUGCUUCACAGAAGCCACGCAGUGCUGCAAAGAAAGAAAGCUCAAAUGUUCUUGUGGUGAGCUCAGACGACGAUGUCACUUUUGAAUCAUUUCUGCAACGAGUAAAAACUCCAAAUACCAAGCCUAAGAAAACAUUAGACAGUCGGAGUGGGAGUGAAGACAGCCUCAAAAACUUCAUAGUGGAUGACUGCUCAUCCGACGAUGACUUUAUUGAGACCAAAUCUUUUUUCAAAGUUCCUAAGAAGAGCAACACUCCAGCAUCCCAUCAUCCCCUGAGGAAACCACUGUCUGAGUUUAACUCCCCUGUUUUCAUUAGUGACAGUGAUGAUGAUGAUGAUAAUAUCAUUGUCAAGAGUACUUGGAGGACUCGUCAUUCAAAGCCGAAGCCCCUGCCAAAGGCUAACGAGAACAAGUCUCCACUGUGCUAUGAAAAGAACAGUUCACCGUCACUGCCACUGCCUCCUGUUCCUUCUUUUUCUCUGUCCUCCUGCAAAAAUCCAACAUCUGUGACCACUCCCAAGCGCACUCUUUCAGUACCUUCAAAAAUGGACGAGUCAGACAGUUCUGAGGACGAGUUCUCCUCCCUCCUGGAGCGACUGAAAAAGAAGAACAAUUUUACAGGCACUUCUUUCACUCCUAAGAACACCAAAGAAAUCAGUAAGGAGCCAGCUGUGCCAGUUCCUCCUGCAAAGGGAUUCACACUAAAAGGCUCUAAGUCAUUAGGGGAAACACCUCUGCAUGUGAACACAUCAGACAAACCCUCCGUCUUGAAGCCCAAAGUCAGUCAGACUGAGCCCAGGCAUGGUCCCAUCAGCAGAGUAGCAUUGUGUAAAACUCCAGGCUGCUUCCUGCAGUCGCUCUCAAACCCUGGCUCCAGCUAUGUGGACAGUUUCAAGCGGAACAAGGAAGAACUCACAAGCAAACUCUACAGACUGUACAAUACCAGUGUAUUUGACAGCAAGCUCCCCGCCAACAUGUCAGUGACCUGGAAUAAGAAAAUGCGGAAAACAGCUGGCUACUGUAUUACAGGGCAGGAGAGAAGUGGAGGGAACCGCUACGCCCGCAUUGAGCUGUCAGAGAAAGUCUGUGACUCAGCAGAUCGUCUCAGGGACACACUGAUACACGAGAUGUGUCACGCUGCAACGUGGCUGAUUAAUGGCGUUCGGGACGGCCACGGAAACUUCUGGAAGCUGUACGCUCGCAAAGUCACACUGGUGCAUCCCGAGCUGCCCAUGGUCACGCGCUGCCACAGUUAUGACAUCAAGUACAAAUUCCAAUAUCAGUGCACCCGCUGCCAGAACACGAUCGGGCGCCAUUCCAAGUCACUGGACACACAGAAGUUUGCGUGUGCCCUCUGCACAGGUCAGCUUGUCCUUCUGACGCCUUCUAAGCCGCGCGCUCCCACGCCUUUUGCCAACUUUGUCAAAGAAAAUUAUGGAAAUGCACGACAGGAGCUGGCGGGACAAAGCCACGCUGAAGUGAUGCGCAAACUCAGUGCAGACUUUGCCUCAAAGACUAAACUCAGUCAAAGCUGAGCCGGUAACGUCACAUACAUACAGGAAGACGUUUCAAAUUCUGAAAUACCUCAGUCAGCUAAUUUUACAUUACUGAGCAGCUGUGAUUAUUUUAAUUUAAUCUGUUUCGUUUCGUUUUUCAUGUCUGUUCUAUGUAUCCAGUUGCUGUCACUGGAAAAAUUGAGCCUAAACAGCAAGUUCGUGUGUGUUUGGAGGAGGUGGUGUCAAACAAUGAAAUGCAUACCACCUGUUCUCCUUCAUGUUUACUUCAGUCUUUUAUUUGGCAUUGUACGGGUCCAGGAUAAAUAUUUGAUUUGAUCCAUAUGUUUUUGUAUGUUUGGCUGGUGGGAUUUUCCCACUGUUAUUCAACAAAUAAAAGAAAUAAAGUUUAA